Closterium sp. Naga37s-1 is the source of this 2613-nucleotide messenger RNA. NCBI's taxonomy places the organism in Eukaryota, Viridiplantae, Streptophyta, Zygnematophyceae, Desmidiales, Closteriaceae. The record is from the annotation of a GenBank genome assembly.
AUGGACACUAAAUCCGAGGAGCUCCUCUUCCUCGCGUCGCAGCUCAAACGGUCCCUUACCUCCUUAACCACGGCCGAACCGCCAUUUUCCAUCUCUAUAAUCGACGUCUCCGCGUCUCCGUCAUCCGCGGCUCCCGUUACAAGCACAACAUUCCCUACAAUCUCCGUCUCCGACGUCCUCGCGUCGAAUCCAGGCGCCGCCGCGAAAUCCGCCGCGUCUCUCGCCGCGGAUCGCGGAGAGGCGGUGCAGGCGGUGAGCGACGCGCUGAAGCGCUUCGUGCGGGGGAAGUGGGACACGGGCGCGCUGGCGGGCGCGGCGGGGAUCGGGGGGAGCGGCGGAACCGCCAUCAUUGCGCCCGCGCUUAGGGGACUGCCUGUCGGUGUUCCCAAGAUUAUUGUUUCCACCGUCGCCAGGUGCGUUGCUAUAACGAGGUGUGACUGUAGCGAGUCGCUGAUGCCAUCCGUAGUGGACUUGGCGCACCCCUCUGAACCCCCUUCACUGAACCCCCGCUUCAUUACCCUUUCCCACACCCAUCCAAUCCCCACAUACCACAAAACGCAGCGGCAACACGGCGCCAUACGUGGGCACAUCGGAGCUGCUGCUGCUGCCAUCGGUGGCGGACGUGGCGGGGCUCAACGCCAUUCUCCCUCCAACCCCAUUGCCUCUCCCCCCCUUCCCAAACACCACCCAACCAGCGGCAACACAGCACCAUACGUGGGCACCUCGGAUCUCUUAUUACUACCAUCAGUGGCGGACGUGGCGGGGCUAAACGCCAUUCUCCGCGCUGCCCUCUCCUCCGCCGCAGCUGCCCUCGCCGGCAUGCUGCUCCUGCGCGCCCUGCCCACCCAACCGCCCUCCACCGCUCUGCCUUCCUCUGUUGGCGCUUCUGCUGCUGCUACUGCGCCGGUUACAGUGGGGAUCACGAUGUUUGGGGUUACCACGCCGUGCGUUACGGAGGUGCAGCGGCUUCUCAGCAGCAAGGCCAGCAAGGAGGGAGGCGCGGGGUGGGUGGGGGAUGCAGGAGGAGUAGGAGAGGUGGAGACGGUGGUGUUUCAUGCGACGGGCACGGGGGGAAGAGCUAUGGAGGAGAACGUUGCUUCUGGACUCAUUCAGGUGCGCUCGCUGCACAUACCUCUCUUUACCCGCCCGCUCAUCCCCCCUCACCAUGCUGCUCACCCGCUCACCGCACUGCUCACCUCCACCCGCGCUGCUAGUUAUCAGCACAGCGAGAUACGAAUCGACUUGCCGAGAUCAUUUCACUCCAAGCUCACCCUUCCCUCCCCCCUUUACCAGCCGGUACUGCACAUCACGACAACCGAGGUGAAGGACUUGGUAGUGGGCGGCACCAUGGCGUGCCUGCAGUUCACAGUAUUGACAGUCACUUCAGCCACACCCCUCCCUCCCCACCCUGUUCUGGACGUCACGACAACCGAGGCAGCGGACUUUGUAGCUGUGCUGGACAUCACAACAACAGAGGUGGCGGACUUCAUAGUGGGCGGCACCAUGCCGUGCCUGCCCACCAGGUUUGACGCCGCCAUUCAGCACAAGGUGCCCCUCGUGCUCAGCCUGGGGGCGCUCGACAUGGUCAACUUCGGAGAAGCUUCCUCCGUGCCCAAGGAGUUUGACGGGCGCACCCUCCACGUGCACAACCCACAGGUCACCCUCAUGCGCACAACGGCUGACGAGAACCGUCGGAUCGCGCAGUUCAUCGCGGACAAGAUGAACCAAUCGCAGGCGCCCGUGACACUACUAAUACCUGAGGGGGGCCUGUCCGCUCUAGACGCCCCGGGCAUGGCCUUUUGGGACCCCGCUGCCGACGCUGCUCUGUUCGAUGAGCUGGAGAAGCAAGUGGAGCAGACAGACAGCAGGAAGGUAAUCAAGUCAGUGCCGGUGCUAGCAGGCGUGUGCGCCACGGACCCCUUCCGCCAGAUGCCUCUCUUCCUGCGCCGCCUCGCCGCCCUCGGCUUCGCGGGCGUCCAAAACUUCCCCACAGUGGGCCUCUACGACGGCUCUUUCCGCACCAACCUAGAGGAGACCAACAUGGGGUACCCGCUCGAAGUCGCCAUGAUUAAAACGGCUAGUCUCCUGGGUUUCCUCACGACGCCGUAUGCGUUCAACGAGGAGGAGGCGCGGAGCAUGGCGGGCGCGGGGGCGGAUGUGGUGGUAGCGCACAUGGGGCUCACGGCAGCAGGCAGCAUAGGGGCGAGAACGGUGUGCUCUCUAGAGGAGGCGGUGGGGCGAGUGCAGCGCAUGGCUGAUGCUGCUAGAGGGGUCAACCCCAACGUCCUAGUGCUGUGCCAUGGUGGUCCCAUCAGUGGUCCAGAGGAGGCGAGGUACGUUCUGCAGAACACGCGGAGGGCGCACAGCUUCUAUGGCGCGUCCAGCAUGGAGGCCCGUCCCUCAUCCAUUUCCACCUUGCUUCUCUUGCCCCUGCCAAUCCCUGUAUGUACCCCGCCAGGUCCCAUCAGUGGGCCACAGGAAGCGCGGUACAUUCUGCAGAACACGCGGGGCGUGCACGGCUUCUACGGCGCGUCCAGCAUGGAACGGCUGCCCGUGGAAACUGCAAUCACGGAGAACCUCAAGGCAUACAAGGCCAUUCGCCUGUCUUCCUAA